GUGUGCCGUAUUUACUAUCAUUGUGUAACGUGUGCCAUAUUUACUAUCACUGUAUAACGUGUGCCGUAUUUACUAUCAUUGUAUAACGUGUGCCGUAUUUACUAUCACUGUAUAACGUGUGCCGUAUUUACUAUCACUGUAUAACGUGUGCCGUAUUUACUUCCUGUUCCUACCUCUUGUGUUUACACCACGAGAGCUUUUUCUGCGCAUGACUUUUCCCCCUCUUUUUAUUCGUGCCUUUACUAUUAUGUUUUUUUUCGCGCCAAGACUUUAUCUAUGAAAGUUUUGUUUGAAGCAUUGAAACUGUAAUAAAAUAAUGACUGAUUUUUAAAAAUAGGAUUUUUCAAAAAAAUAAUUCAAGUAAUAAUUUUGCGGAAUGCUGAUAUUAAUUUGUGACAAAAUGUGCCUUAUCGAUAUAACUUAACAGCAUUUUAGGUCAUCUGAGACGAAGUCACAAUGACCUUUUCUAACCGCCUUUGUCCGUCGUCGUGCAUCCGUAAACAAUUUACAAUUUCGACUUCUUCUCCAAAACCGCUGAACCAAAUUCAAUGAAAUUCGACAGGACGCUUCCAUGGCCAAAGGUCAACCAAAGUUUUGAAUUAUGUGGUCCUGUUCCCCCAGGGGCCUGAGAGGCGGGGCUAAAAAUAAUCAAUUGAAUUAACUUAAAUAUUUCAAAACGUUUAAGGGUUAAGCGUUAAGGCCCAUGGUCUCUUGUUUACUAUUUACCUAUUUUUGGACUAUCGGACCCCCAGACUAUUGGACCCCCAGACUAUUGGAGCCUCGGACUAUUGUACCUGUGAAUUAUCAGUACUUCGGACUUGAGGCAUUCGGAAUAUAAAGGUGUCACGUGGUACUUCAUUACAGUGAAAACUUGUAGUCGAAAAUGUAACAAAACUUAAGCAAGGAACUAUUAUUUAAAAUUAUCUAAAUUGUGGUGUGGACAUAGAACUAGGUGUGUUUUUUAAUAUUUAGAACAAGAUGGACGAGGAGAAUGUUCAGGUCCGAUAUAAAGGUAGAUAGUUGAUUACGUUCUUUAAAUCUCAUUGUGAUGGUAAAUACUUUAUUUAGUAACUAUUUUAUAAAAAACUAGAAACUGGCAUAAUGUCCCCCGCUGCCAUCUGAUGAUCCAGAACACAGAUUAUAACUGAUAAGAAAUGAUAAGUGACUAUAAAUUUGUCUAUAAUUUCAUUUCAGAGUUUCAACAAGUUGUGUUGGAUGUCUGCUCUCUGCUUCCUGGGUGGUGUUAUCCUGUGGCUGGCGACAACAAACUUCUCUACAAUUACCGGAUCUGAUACCCAUCGUAAACCGGAACCUUGUAAACCGGAACCUCGGCAAGGGGCACCACUAAUGCUACAACCACUGAUAACGGAACCGGGACCGGAACUGAUGAUACCGGAAAAGGAAGGUCGAGGUACAGGUGGUUACCUAGUGUACGACUGUAGCCAUAGACAUAACCAGUCCUGUGGCGGCUGGUCAGACAGACUGACCGGUAUAUUGUGUACGUACGUGCUGGCAAAACUGACCAACAGAACUUUCCUUAUCAAUUUUGACAAUCCUUGUAAACUGGAGGACUACUUCGAUUUUAAGUCCUAUGAUUGGAGGUACAAUAAGACCUUGUUAGAUCACGAACCUUCCCAAUAUUAUGAUUACAUGAACGACAAGGUCAAGCCACUCAUGAGUCUGUUGGUAAGAUCCAAUUCCACACAACCCAUAAAGGCCCUGUUUACCAAACGCGUCAGUUUUUUUCGGAUUAACUGGGACAUAACGCCUGAGUUUCGAAAAUUUCUCCACAUUGACGAGUACGUCCCAUGGAUAUCAACACUCCACUUCGCUGAUAUAAAUCGUUAUAUAUAUGAAUUAUUUCUCAAGCCGAAACCUUUCUUAUACAAAGCGAUCAAUACCGUUUACAAAACCAAAAAAGCAGACAAAAUAUUUUGUGCCCACAUCCGGAUGGGGAGAAGCUCCACUUUCCCUAGGGAUAGCAUAGUACGGAAAACUCCAGAGGAAGUUCGGAUCAUGUUCGAUUUUAUAGAGACAAUCGACAAACGUUCUCAUGACUUGUUUCUAGCUACAGAUAACAUUGAUAUACAAAAACGGUUCUAUAGUCAAUACUCAGGAGACUUCAUUUUAGACAUGCCCGGCCGACUAACACAUAUAGACCAAGCGUUUACUGGCGAUGUGUGUCAAGGUUUUUAUAAACAACUUCUUGACUUCCUGUUUCUACAGACUUACUGUGACAAACUCGUCAUCACCAACAGUGGGUUCAGUAUGGUGGCCGCCUACCUCCGAGAUAUCCCCGGGGGACUCUACUGCUGGACUCCUCGCGCAGUCAUCACGUGCUCUCGGUAUACUAUACACGACUUCUUCCCUUUACCAUUACUGGGGCCCCCGAGGGAAUACAACGCCCACGGGAAAAUUACCCGACUCGGAUGAGAAAUAACGUGUAUUCGUCUCGAAUUGUUAUUUACUCUCUGUUGGGUUCACCUUAAAACCUGGAAAUUAGACAUAAACAGCCAGGGCAAUUAUAAUGGCGGUACCCAUGUAGUAGUAGGUGACUUCCCUACUGAAAAACAUAUGGAAGGUAUUUAGAGCAAUACGGUAAAGAGUGUCCUACCUAAGGACACAACCACGACAGCAAACAUCGGUCCGUGUCUCAGCUUCUCGAGAAACACAACCCACGUGGGAACAUCGAAUCACAUACCUCGGAUUUUUCACCUGAGGCCACGAGGCCGGUACUCUAACUACGUCGCACUGUAUUCCUCUCAAAAUGUGACCUAAUGUCUCUAUGGACUGGGGUUUAUCCGUAUACCUGGAUAUUAGCCAAUGGGGUGCCACUGUUUUGUAUAAACACUGGUGAUGUUGUAGAAAAGUCUGGGUACCUGUAAUGUACGAAACGAAAGCAAAACAACUUCUGUAUCGUCAGACUUUGUGGGGAUUUGCUGAUAUUGUCCAGUCGUCGUUAGCUUUGUAGGAUGUUUCUGGGUAAGAUGGACGGGUUCUUCCUAGACUUAACUAAUAAUUGACAAUGAACUAAAAGUAAAAAACCAACGAUUGUAAAGAUUUAUCUAUUUUGUAAAUCUCAUUUAAUUGAGGAAUAAAAGAAUUGAUUGAUUGAUUGAUAA
Molecule: messenger RNA, 3122 nt
Organism: Pecten maximus
Lineage: Eukaryota; Metazoa; Mollusca; Bivalvia; Pectinida; Pectinidae
Exons: 1
Coding region: 1216-2433 (405 amino acids)
Source: RefSeq, a predicted model, not a curated record